CUGGCGAAGCCGAUGCCACCCAGACGUGGGCUGAUGUAGUUCCACACCCCAAUACUUCCUCUUCGGAUGCGCUGGCCCACUGCUAGUUCCAGGAAGAAGAGGGGAAUCCCUAUCACCACCAGCAGAAUGAGAGAGCCAAAGAAGGACGAGACUGACAUUUCAAAACUGUUCAAGCAUUGCCAGUGGCACUGGAUAGAACAUUCCUUCCCAGUGCCUUAUGGGGAACAACUUCAAUACAAUGGCAUUGCUUUGAGAGUAUUGCUUAAUCCAAUUUCUGGAGCUUGCAUCUAACCCAGGCUUUGCUACAUAAUGAAGAAGGGAGUUGGUUGACUUGAUCCCGGACUAAUAAUGAUGGAUGACAUCGAACAGGCAAUAGAUGAGGAGCUGAAGAAAUUAAACCUAACGUUAACGUUACAUCCUUCUCAAAAUGAUUCAGAGUCAGACGAUGACAACUUCACUGUUUUGGAUGAAAAUCUGAAUGCAGAAGAUGAGCUGCCUGACUCUGUACUCACAUAUGUUGAAGCUUCAAGAAAUCGAAUGGAUGCCUUUGAACAAUUAAUCCUUGAAGAUGUUGAAGAAAAGGACUUCUCAAGCCAGAACCUGUCUCACAAUGAUAAUCCUACAAAUAAACCAGCUUCAGAUUUCAUAGACGACCCCAUAAAGUGGAAAGAGCGAGUUAUCUCUGAAUUAGUGGAACAAGUUGGACAUCUAAAAGACAUUGUGCCACAGAAUGCCCAGCGGGAGAUUACAAUUAUGUCAGAUGAUGUAUGCACUGAGAGUGAACUGCAAAUUAGUCUUGAGUGGAGAGAAUUAGAGGAAAGACUAAGAAAGGAAGAGGAGCAGAAAUUAGCAGCACAGGAGGUAGAAAGAGAGCUACGUUUGAACUCAGAAAGAGAAGAAGAAGAGAGGAGGAGAAGAGGACUGAUGAAGUUUGAGGAGGAGUUGAAAAAGAUAGAGGAGGCCACUCUGAACGUUGGAAUGAAAAAUGAAGUUCACCGCACAGAAGAUCUUCAGCUGGACCUGGAUAAACAGCAGACGUUAAUAAGGAAACUUGAGGAGCAGAUGGAGGAGGAAAAACAGGCUUUUGAGAAGGCUCAGGAGGAGGAGAGAAUGAGAACCCAAAAGCUUCAUUGCAUGGCAGCAACAAAGAUUCAAGCUGCUCUCAGAGGAACAUUAGUGCGCCGCUGGAGCAAAACAGAGCUCAGGAGAAAGAAAGAAGAGGAGAGGAGACUUGAGGAGGAGAAGAGGGAAUGGGAGAAGGUGAAGAAGGAGAGAGAACAGGAGAGAAACAGGAUUGAGGAAGAAGAACGUGCUCAGAGGGAGGAGAUGGAGAGACGCAGAGCAGAUUAUGAAAGAUCUAAAGAACAAGAGCACCAUCGUCUGGAGAAGGAGCAAAAACUUGAACAACAGAAGAGGAAAGAGGAGGAAGAUGAGAAAAGGAAGAAAAUGCAGAAGAAGGAAAAGCAGAACAACAUUACAAGUGUAAAAGAUGAUUACAGAAGACAGGAUGAGGAUGUAGACAAGAAGAAUAAAGAAAAGGAAAGAACAAAAGUGGAAAGAAGUAGUCAGGUGAAGGAUGAAUGUAAAAGAGAGGAGGAAAGAGGGGGCCAGGAGAACAAAGAAAAUGAGGCAAAUGUGAGAAAAAUAGAAGCUAAUAAUGAAAGAAUCAGGCAUGAGAAGAAAAUGGAAAACACAUUGGACGACGACAGGAAUAUGUUGAAAAAACAGGACAAAACUAAAAGCAUAAACACAAAAGACACCGAAAGAUUAGAUGAUACAAGACCACAAACAAAGAGUGAAAAAGACAGAAUAAAGAACCAUGAAGAAAAAACAGUUGAAAGCAGUGGAGAGCUUGAGCUUCAGGUAAAUCUCUCACAGUCAAGAAAAAGCCUUAAAGUUACCAAAACCACUACAGAGUCACACAUAAAUGUACAUGAAGGUCUCUCCAGUGACCUUGGUAUUAGUCCAGUGGAUUCCUCGAGUGUUGCAGAUCAUCUAAGUGUUAAAGGAAAUACAGACUUGACUGUACAGGCUUCUGAUUUGGCUGUUGUAGCACCUGAGAUGGACACAAGGGGGCGUCAAAAUGCUACAGCUUUUGAACUUGAGGACCAUAAACCAAAAAGCCAAGAAUCAAUUUCAGUAUGUCUGCCUGACAGCACUGAGCAGAAGCGAAUGGCCUGGAUGAUGAGCUGCACUCCCUGGUCCAAACUAUCAUUGCAGAAUAAAAGGAAGGGGUCUUCUGCACAACAGCAGUCCCAAAAAAGAGGCCCAAGAAAAAGAAGAGUCCCCAGUUUACCCCCUCUGUCUGUGGACACUAUUCUCAAAACAGGAGCUUGGAGCUCUCUCAAACAGGUUACGACAGUGACGCUGGAAGACCUACCAGGAUGUAGCCUGUCCACACUGUCAGAGUGUAACAAACUGCAGACCUUGACCCUUAGACGCUGUGGCCUCGCUUCCUUGGAUGGACUGAACAAGUGCGCUCAGAUCAGAUAUAUUGAUGUACAAGAGAACUCAAUUACCUUUGUGGAUUGUGGAGGUCUGGCCAAUCUUCAGGUCCUCCUUCUGGGCAGAAACCAACUGAUGAACAUCCAUGGUCUUGAUGGAGCUGAAAACCUGCAAAUUCUUCAGCUCUCACACAACAGCAUCUCUCGCUUAAGUGGUUUAGAUCCCCUGAAAAUGCUGCUGCGAUUAUCAGUGGACCAUAACCAGCUGCUCAGCACGAGAGGUUUGAACGAAAUUUAUACCCUUCUCCAUCUGGACUGUUCAUACAACCACCUAAGCCACGUUGAGGGUUUGGAGAAUUGUGCUCUGCUUAACACACUGGACCUCAGAGGAAACAGUCUGACUGAGCUGCCUGUCCUGCAGAACCACGUUCUUCUGAGGGACUUGUACCUGGAUGACAAUCUUAUAUCUUCUGUUGAUGAUCUGGAAUCCUAUUGGCUGCCUUUGCUCCAAAACCUCUCCUUGGCCCAUAACAGUGUAACUCAUUUAAUUCCACUCUUGGACCUGGUGUCUCUGAGGAUGCUGGAUGCCAGUCACAACUGUCUGUCAGAUUGGCAGAACGUUUGUCUGAAUCUUCGGGAAUGCACCAGUCUUCAAGAACUUAACCUGACUGGUAACCCACUACAGCAGGAAAGCAAAUGGAGGUCCCUGCUUUUGGAGACAGUGCCUGGCUUGAUUAAGUUGAAUAAUGAUCAGACUGCUGCUGCCGCAGUGCCCCGCAAAUGUCCAGAACAGCAGUGGAAUUUCCAGGCCCUCUGUCAAGCACAGCAAGAGCGACAAGAUUCACUUCUCCAGCAGCAAAAGAUGGACAUCAGUUCUGCACCCUCACAACAUGACGCCCAGCUUCUUGCCAUUGGCCACCAAGCGGACCUGUUCAGAUUGGCGGUGGACCAGCGUUAUGCCCACGAAUAUGGCGACAGCUGUGUCACAGAAGAUUCUACACUGGCGGCAGCUGCUAACAGUAGUUCAUGUAGUUAUUCUGAAGCAUCUUUAUCACAGGGACAAAGUCCAGAAAUGCGACUCCAGCAUACAGCAGAUUGGCAGAAACACAAAAAGACUCAACUUUCUCAAGCUGACCUUGAGCUACGAUCUGCUGACUGCAUGCAGACACAAAGUGAGAAGGAACCUGUUCAGGCACUGAACCUUAAAAUAGCGGCAGCUGUGGCGAUCCAGCGAUGCUGGCGGAGGAGAUGCGUAUUGCGGAGACGUGAGGGCCUCCCAGGCUUAAUUGAAAAAACUAACACAAAAUCACAUCUUCAUAAGUUGGAAGAUACCUGCAUUGGGGGGCCUGAGAGGGAAUGUGCUGCUGUUGUUAUUCAGGCUGCAUGGAGGGGCUGCGUUCUGCGGAAAAAGCUGGCCCGUGCUCUAGCUGCUGCUCAGAUCACAGAAAGCGAUGAGGACUUAGAAGAAGUGGACAUGGACGAAUUCAUUUUUGAUGAGAAAGCGCUGGAGAAAGACUGGAUAACCCUGGAUUCCUUACCGGCCAGGAUGAUGCCAUUUUCGGAACAGCUCCCAUUGCCAAAGUCUCCACUCCCUCUUCCAAUUCAAGGGUCUCCAAAGACUCGAUCUGUUUUUCCACUGCAGCCGACACAUGCCUGGUCAGAUAAUGAAGGUGCAGCCUGUUCGGAGCAAAGCUUGACGCCUCACCUUAGUAGCAGAUCAAUCCUCAAAACCCACACCCUGUCUGAGGAAUCAGAAAAAAUCCUCAAAGAAUGGGGAAUCACUAAUGAGUCCACUGCCCUUCUCAUGCUGAAGAGAGCCAACAAAAUGAAGGGCAAGAAACAGAAGCAGAAGAGGUUAUUUGACCCAAAUCCACGUCUGGCCCAGUAUGUUUCCACAGAAACUAAAAGGCGAACACGUCCCACUUUCAAGGACAACUUUAAAGUUCACCAAGCAGUGAAUGAGGUUCACAAAUUCCCGAAAGCAGAGGAAAAACAAUCUUACAAGGAGAGAACUUACCAGUGGCUCCACACACAAGCAGUCCAUCCCAACACAGACUCCGCAGGCACGGGACGGGAUCAUUUCCUCCCUGAUAUUGGCCAGGAUAUUCUUAAUGGUGGGAGGGUGCAGCUUGUGGCCAUAGGGGACAGCGACGGUGGAGAUUCAGGAGCAAGAUUUUGGACUGACUCCACUAGUGUCUCUCCACCUCUUAAAAAGCACACCAAGCCUCGAAGAUACUCAGCUGAAAACACAAAAACAGAAGUGCCUUCACCCACAAGAGUCAAUUCAGCUCCGAUCCAAAAUGAACGCAUCUCGUUCCGGGACAUCCCAGUGCGACACAGUGGAGGCUGGGGUGGAGGAAAGAAGAGAGCCAAAUUGAACAAGUAAAAAGAUAACUACAUCAGCUUGUGUUUGUUGCACUGAGAUAAUAUUGAUUCAGUUUGUUCUUUUGUUUUCGCCCUUCGUAUUUGUGGCUGUGUAUAUAUUCAGAGUGUGAUGGAUGUCUUGUUGAUGUAAGCCCUUAACAAGACUUACAAUGCACAUUUGAUCUCCGCUGAAAUUCCUUGCAGCUGCUGUUUUUACUAAAAUCCAGCUUCCUCUCCUGCAAAUGAAUUAGAAGCAAUGGAUGAGAUAUAGCCCAAAUAUCUGCAGGCGGUCACAGGAUAUGUAUUGCUUUCAAGUAUCACUCCAUUUAACAUGAGCACUGCGAGCCAUGGACUGGGUGGAAACCAUUUACAAAUGACAUGCUUAAUAUGCAGACAAUGACAGGCAAUAGAAACCAGCUCGUUCCUGUUUUAAUUUACUUUAGGGUUUUUUCUUUUUUUUACACUGGGAAUUUUUGUUGUUCUUAAAGCUAAAAAUAAGAGGAUGCACAUUUAAUGAAAGUAAUAUAUCAAAGAUCACUGUCAAUAAAUUAUUUGCUUUAUACACAGUUCUGCUUCAAACACUUAUGUUGUAAUCUCUCAUAAAAUGCAUCUAUGGCAAACAAGUCCAAAAAUAAGUAAAAAGAAAUGCAUACAUCAGAGUUAAAAGUGUUUUCUUUAGUGUUAGUGUCAGAUAAGGAUAUCCUUGUUUGUGUAUUUUAAUUUGGAUAUCAAAAAGCUGAGUGUUCACAAACAGUGGUUGGAAAAGAGCUUUCAGGCACCAGCUUAAGGCUCAUUUUUAUGCCUAUAGAAAUGCUAAAAUAAAUCUUGAAAAGGGAUGCCUUAUUAGUGGGAGUUUUGGCAUUGUGUUUGGGCAGACGGCCCAUAGGUCUCGUACUUAAUCCAGAGACACUGGCUGACUGCUGUGGUAUUGUCUUGUUGAAUACAAAUACAUUUAAUAUUGUAAAUAGAUAUAAAUAUAGGUUACACUUUAUUUUGAUAGUCCACUUUAGAUAUUCUACUGACUAUAAGUAACUUUGCAACUACGAGUGUGUGUUUAUACAGUAUAUAUUUUAUACUUACACUCUCAGAAAAAAAGGUACAAAAGGUUAAGGUUCGAAAGGAUACCACCCCAGUGACAGUUUUGUACCUUUUUUCUGAGAGCAUAGACUAGAUAAAGUACAUAGAUAGACAGACUAUGACUGCAAAAAGGUUAUAGUGGGACUCCAAAGACAGUACAUUUCCAAGUUUCCACUUUUGCUGAAUCUCAGAAUAACAGACUGAAUCCGCAGACUGAUGCCAGCGAGUAAUUCAUGCCAGUUGUUACCCACAGAAAACAUAGGCAAACCAUGAGAGAUAAUCUUUUCAAGUGCCAGCGAGAGCAGAUCUGAAUAAGGUUAGUAAAACCCUUCAGAGUCAUAUAAAACCUAUUGGUUUGUUUGAGUUUCUAAUAGACUACGUUGUAUUUAACUGCCCGGGAACACAUUAUAGGGAAAAUAAAUACUCAUUGAAUAAUCCUUCACACUAAAGUGAAGAGGCCUUUCAAACCAAAUUUGACUUUGCAAGCUCAAUGCAUCUGGUCUGACCUGAGCAGCUCAAUCGCAGCAGCUGGAAGAAGUGGCUGUGGCCAAACCGUUUAUUAUCAUUUUAAUUACUUAAGUGACUGCAAAGGCGUAUGUACACAAACCCAGCUGACACGCUCACACUGACCUCUGACUUUCACUAGAGAUUCAUUCUGUCUAUAGUACAUAAGAGAGCGAGAGAGGGAACGAAACAGAGAGAGGUAAUAAACAAUGGCAAACAUGUCAGUGGCCUGAAAGCCUCAUGUGGCCAGUACAAAACCAUUAAUAUGAUUUAAGAAUGUACCUUCAUAAUCAAGAAAAACACUAACAUCUCUCUGUACCAAUUUGACAAAGCUCAGACUAAGGAGAUCCUUGAGUCAUAUAAUUGUUAUAUAACACACACACA
This is a messenger RNA of Onychostoma macrolepis, 6773 nucleotides long. RefSeq names its product leucine-rich repeats and IQ motif containing 1 (gene lrriq1). Lineage: Eukaryota; Metazoa; Chordata; Actinopteri; Cypriniformes; Cyprinidae. Bases 349 to 4830 code for a protein of 1493 amino acids. Gene Ontology annotation, molecular function: protein binding. The record is from RefSeq and is a predicted model, not a curated record. The transcript is spliced from 29 exons.